Molecule: messenger RNA, 1638 nt
Organism: Mycena indigotica
Lineage: Eukaryota; Fungi; Basidiomycota; Agaricomycetes; Agaricales; Mycenaceae
Product: Hexose transporter
Exons: 11
Coding region: 1-1638 (545 amino acids)
Biological process (GO): carbohydrate transport; transmembrane transport
Cellular component (GO): membrane
Molecular function (GO): carbohydrate:proton symporter activity
Source: RefSeq, a predicted model, not a curated record
AUGACUUCGAAUUCUAUACAUAAGGCACAGAACCCCAAGUUGAACAGCGUUUACCCUCACGCCAUGUCUGCCCCGCGGGGAACCUCGUCUGAGGACGCCAUCGUCUCUCAGCUUGCAGCAGAGGACACAAUUCCAUGGUACAAGAAGCCUAAUCUGCGCUACCUCUACCUGCUGCUGUUCCCAACAUGUAUUGGCGUCGAGAUGACCAGCGGAUUUGAUUCGUCGAUGUUGAACGGCUUGCAAGCUGUGGACAGCUGGGAUACCUUCUUCCACUCUCCCCGGUCAACACUACUCGGUCUUAUGUCCUCUGCCUAUUCUCUUGGAGCGAUCAUCGCGCUUCCUGCCGUCUCCUACGUGAACGAUACCUUUGGUCGCCGGAAAGCCAUCAUCUUUGGCAGCAUGUUCAUGCUUCUCGGCGCUGCCCUACAAACCGCGGCACACAACUUUGCCAUGUUUGUCUGUUCGCGCAUCAUCCUUGGGCUCGGCAUCCCCUUCGCCGUCGUCGCUGCCGCCUCUCUCAUCGCCGAACUCUCCCACCCGAAAGAACGCGCGCGCAUGGGCUCCCUCUUCAACUCGUGCUUCUUCAUCGGCAGCAUUGUGGCAGCCGGAGUAACGCUCGGGACAUUUAGUAUGCCGUCUAAUUGGGGCUGGCGCAUCCCGAGUUUGCUCCAGCUGACGCCCUCGCUCAUCCAGCUUAUCUUCAUCCCCUUCCUCCCAGAGAGCCCGCGCUGGCUCAUCGAGCAGGGCCGUGGUGACGAAGCACGUGCGAUCCUGGAGAAAUACCACGGGGAGGGCAUCAACGGCGAGGAGUUCGUCAAGGCGGAAUACGCGCAGAUCGAGAAGACCCUCGAGAUGGAGCGCGAAAGCCGGAGCAUCACGUGGCUGCAGUUCAUCAAGGCGCGCGGCAUGCAGAAACGCGUGCUCGUCGCGUCCGGGCUGGGGCUGUUCACGCAGUGGAGUGGAAACGGGCUGACCUCUUACCUCCUCGCCCGCAUCUUGGACCAGAUCGGCAUCCACUCGAACCGCACGAAGAACAAGAUCAAUUUGGCGCUGACCUGCUGGGGCUUUGUCAACGCGACCUUCUUUGCGCUCACGGUGUCCAAGUUCCGGCGAAGGACCAUUUAUCUGACUUGCACGGUCUCCCUUUUCCUCGUCUUUACCAGCUGGACGAUAUCCAGUGCUCGGUAUGUGCAAACGGGCAGCGACGCUGCCUCGAAAGCCGUCUUGGCUUUCAUUACGCUCUACAGCCCCGCCUACAACAUUGGAUACAAUGCUUUGACCUACACCUUCCUGGUCGAACUAUUCCCAUAUCAUGCGCGUGCCAAAGGCAUCACGAUCUUCCAAUGGUGGGGCCGCGGCGCGUCCUUCUUCAACCAAUUCGUCAACCCCAUCGGCCUCGCGCGCUCCGGAUGGAGAUUCUACAUCAGUUACGUCGUCUGGCUCGCGUUCGAGAUCCUCUUCGUGUACUUCCUCUUCCCCGAAACGUCCAAUCGCACGCUUGAGGAACUGGCAUUCUUGUACGAGGGCGACGAGAUGCGCAAGGAGCAGGCGCGGCGGGUCGAGAUGGAGGUUGGCGCUGCCGCUGUCCAGAGCAUCGAGAAGGUGGAGGAGAAACAGAGCUCGGAGGGAGGAAAAUGA